Penaeus chinensis is the source of this 921-nucleotide messenger RNA. RefSeq names its product fer3-like protein. The record is from RefSeq and is a predicted model, not a curated record. Bases 255 to 905 code for a protein of 216 amino acids. The transcript has a single exon. Lineage: Eukaryota; Metazoa; Arthropoda; Malacostraca; Decapoda; Penaeidae. Gene Ontology annotation, molecular function: protein dimerization activity.
CAGAGUGCUAACUCGGCCACAAAGCCCGAGAGGGCGUCCGCCGGGGCCUUAUCCGCGCGCCAUCGCUCGCCUAGGCAAGGCGCUCUAAUGACCCGCAAUUACCCUCGAGCCUUGACCCAUAUAUAAGCGGCGACUCCCGGCCUGUCUUCAGUGUGACCUGAUCCGACCUUGGACUAGUGUGGGCGCUUCCGAUAGCCCUCUGCGAGAAAGGCCCGUCGCUCCCUAGAAAUCGUUUCCCUCAUAGGUUUUCUGCGAUGUUGGUGUGUGCCGCCGCUCCGGUCAGUUCGUCGUGCGCCAUGGAUCUCUCCGGUGGAUAUGCCGCUGCGUGUGGCGCCGACAGCACUGGUGGGAACUACUCUCAAACAUUUACUGCUGACGGAGCUCCUUGGUGUACUGACGGAUGGCCCUCGUGGUCUCCGGUUUCCAACGGAUAUCACAGCUGCUUUGCUUCCAGCGUGAGCCCAUCUCCGCCCUCCACGGGCGCCCAUGCAGACCGCGGUCAUCUGGUUGGUCGCGAAGAGUCGCCAGCGACUGAGUCCGACGAAGGAAUUAUUUUGGAAGAUGACGGUUACAGGUCUCAUAUACCAGACUUCGCUCUGCGCGGAUUCCCCGACUCCGUGCUGCCGUCUCCUGCGCCAACGGCUCUGAGGCGUUGCAAGAAAACGAAAAGACUUCAACAGUCGUCUGGGAGUUGUCUCCAGGAGAUGUCCAUCGGCACCGAGGCCCAGCACCGGCGGCGGCGUCAGGCAGCCAACGCCCGCGAGAGGAAAAGGAUGACAAGUCUGAACACCGCCUUCGACCGCCUCCGCCACGUCCUGCCCUCCGCGCCCCACAAGCUCUCCAAGCACGACACGCUGCAGGUGGCGCUGUCGUACAUCUCCGAACUCUGGCGCUUGCUCGAGUGAACGAUCGUGUUCUGUA